AUGACGACCGAAGCACUAAAACCCGACCCGGCAAAGGCCAUCGAGGCCAUCCGCGAAGCCCGUCCGCCCGCUACCGACCGAUUCACAUACCUGACGAUUGUGGAAGCCAAUCUCAUCCCAGAAGUGCUGCCGGCACUCAACGAGGUGCUCCAGGACCCCGAGCUUACCCAGGAAAUAGGCUGGGACCUGGUGUUUGGCCUUGUUGGGCUACCUGGCUCGGAAGAAUGUCUCGAGACUAUCGCCCGCCUGGGAAACCCCCGGGAGGUGAUCUUGAAGGUGCUGGAAACGCUGGCGCUGCUCGAUGCUGAACAAACGGAAGAAGAAGUUGCAGAGGCGGAAGAAGAGGAGGAGGAGGAGGGAGGAGAUCAAGACGCAGCAAACGGAAAACAAACACAAAAGUCAGGAGGAUCCCCCGUCGUUUCGUCCACGCACAAGUUCAUCACCCUCCUCGGCAUGCUCGCCAUCCUGCACAAACGGAUCAACACCAAAUACCCCAGCCGCUUUCUCGCCCAGACCUUGCAGACUGUCUACAGCACGUACCGGCCGACCCCCGACAUGACCGCGUCCGUCCUCAACCUCGUGCACAGCCUGUCCGGCCAGCGUCGGCCCCCGCUCCCAUCACGCAAGUCGAGCGUCAAUGUCGCCAACCCGGACCAGACCGGCGAUGCUAGCAAGAAUGCGCCGGACCCGGAAGCUGACCGUGGCGACGAGCGUGAGGACCCGGAUGAGACGGAGUUGCAGCAGAAGUUGCUGCUGAGCUUUGCGACGUGUAUUUUGGAGGCGUACACGAAUGGGAAUGAGUUGGAGUGGGCGGCGAGGUUGCUGGAGUUUUAUAAUCCGGAGAAAAUUGUGCCGGGGAGGAGGACGUUGAUGGCGGCGUUUAGGGAGGAGCAGGAGUUGUUGUCGCGGGAUUCAAUUGUGGGGAAGUUGGUGGCACUUAUCGGAGAUCUCGGUCUCGACUCUUGUUCCAAGUCCUUCAUCCAACAGAUCUUCGAGGGUCCAAUGCACAGCAACCCACUCGAGGAACCGGACCUGACCAGCCCUUCCAAGAUCGCACUCUCUACCGGCGGUAGUGUUUGCUUGGUAGCGUACUGGGUCUUCUCGUCGACCGUCUUCGACUCCAAACACCCGGAACCCGAGAUGCGCGUCUUCCCCGAGCACUUUGCAAUCCUCGACAAAUUCCUCCAGGACGAUGCCCACGCCCAGAUCCAGAGCUCCGUCGGAACCAUCGAAGCUCUCGUCACCAUCGGCCUCUGGCUGCAGUCCAACAACCUCCUCAGCACCAACCCUACCUCCCCCCUAACCAACCCAACCACCUCACCAGAGGACCCCACCUCGGAUUUCAUGCGAUACAUCCACCUAACAACCCUCAUAGCGCUGUACCACCCGGCAAUCCAAGUGCGCAACGCCGCGAGCGUUCUCGCCGGGCUGAUCUUACACGCCGAUCCCGAGGAGGAAGACAGACUUAAAGUUCUGGAGGAUCUCCUCGAGAACUGCAUGUUUGCAACCCUCAAAGCGAGGGCUGUGGCUUGGCUGCGCGAGGAGUUGAUAUCUGCCUCAACACCCUCGCCGUCAAAACCGCCGCAGCAAACAACCCUCUUCGCCACGCCCCAAGCCCUCGAGGCAGUCCAAUACUCCGUCUUCCCCCCGCUCGCUCACCUCCGUACUCUUGUCACCGCCGACGUGGUCGAGUAUUUGAGUGCCAACGCCCCCUUUCUCAUCCAAGCUGCCAACUUUGCGCUGUUCCUCUUUGGUGGUGGCAGCUCGGCAAUAUCAUCAACAUCAACUACCACCACCACUACCAACGAAAAAGCAGCAGCAGCAGCAGCAGCAGGAGCAGCAGAAAAAGAAGAACCAAGCAAAAAACCACAAUACAGAUGGGCCCACAUACUCCCCAACAACAUGGAAGCGACGGUGCGCGAGCGGUGGUUGGAACCCCUGCGGGAGGCGGCGGAACGGGUGGAAAAGGAGAGGGUGUCGGGGGAGUUGGAGAAGGAAGGAGGGGUUGGUGAUUUGGGGCCGUUGGGUGGGGAAUUGGAGGUGUUGAGGGAUAGGGUGGGGAGGUUUGGUGUUGGGGUUGGUGCGCAGGCUUGA
This is a messenger RNA of Dichotomopilus funicola, 2094 nucleotides long. RefSeq names its product YAP1-binding protein 2. Gene Ontology annotation, biological process: cellular response to oxidative stress. The transcript has 2 exons. Lineage: Eukaryota; Fungi; Ascomycota; Sordariomycetes; Sordariales; Chaetomiaceae. The coding region runs from base 1 to 2094 and encodes 697 amino acids. Gene Ontology annotation, cellular component: cytoplasm. The record is from RefSeq and is a predicted model, not a curated record.